AUGACGGACUUUUUAUCUGAAUGGGCUUCCGAGGGUCAUUUGGAUUCGUUUGUGACACGGACAAAACGUGACACGUGUUCCACUUGCAGACGACCAUGUUCGACUUGCUGGUGUUCAUUUCUUCCUACGCCUUGUGUUGAUGUGGGCAAUCACAAAGUUCUCAUCCUUCAGCACCCCGGAGAGGGGAAAAAGAGAUUGCAAACUGCACCCAUGUUGGUUCAUGGCACUAAAGCGGGAACCUGCGAGAUUGUGGUUGGUAGGAGAUUCACAAAUGCGUUUGUGGCUGGUUACAUGGAAAAGUUGAAGGGUCAUGAGUUUGUGUUGCUGUAUCCUUGUGAAGACGCCAAGUCCAUUGAAAAUAUUGAUCCGUCCAGUAGCACAGUGGUGGUCAUGUUGGAUGGUACAUGGUCACAAGCAAGAUCCAUAUAUUCAAGGAGUCCAGCCUUGUGGAACAUCCCGAAAGUGAAGAUCCAGUCCUCAAGUAUAAGCGAAUACGUCAUCAGAACACAACCAGCAGAUGCAUGUUUAUCUACUGUUGAAGCGGGUGCUGCAAUUCUUUCAGCUCUAGCUAAAAAUACUGUAGUGUACGAUGCAUUGGUGCAACCGUUGCGUGCUUUGGUUAGGUGUCAAUUGUCACACGGUGCUGUGAUUCAUGACACAAAUGAAAAGAAGAUUCUAGAACUUCCGAUAAAUUCUCCCUUGCCAAAACGUACGCGACAGAAGCUGAAGAAGUGUGGGUUGAAUGUGAAUAACCGAAGAAAUGAAGCACUGCAGCAGUUGUGAUAGUAGUAUUGUUAUGAAUGAUGACGACUAUGGAAUUUCCAAAGACACUUUUUUUGGCAAUUCGCGAGGAAUGUGUUCGCAUGCAAGAUACUCCAGGAUUUUAAUAAGCAAAGAAAUAUAUAGUAUUUUUCUCAAGCAUUUAAUA
Notodromas monacha is the source of this 928-nucleotide messenger RNA. The record is from the annotation of a GenBank genome assembly. Lineage: Eukaryota; Metazoa; Arthropoda; Ostracoda; Podocopida; Cyprididae.